AUGGCCUUUCGCGCAGCUUUGAACACAGCAAAACAUACUUAUAGAGCACCGGAAUUUGCUGUCGACUACGUGGUAGUCGGUGGAGGUGUUGUGGGACUCGCGGUUGCACGGAGGCUCUCUCGGAUCCCGAAUAAGACGACCCUCCUCCUCGAAAGACACAGCAAGGCAGGCGAAGAAACUAGUUCCCGCAACUCUGAAGUCAUUCAUUCAGGCCUGUACUACCCUCCGGAUUCGCUUAAAACACACCUUUGCAUCCGUGGUCGCGAGCUGUUGUACGCUUACUGCAAGGCUAAUCAAGUCCCAUUCCGCCAAACCGGUAAACUUGUGGUCGCGUCUGAGAAACAACACGGGUAUAUUGAAGGAUUGCAUGCCAAAGCGCAAAUGCUCAAAUGGCCCACAAGUUUUGGAUCAGCAACCCCAGACAGGCAAGCAUUACCAACCGAACUUAUCUCUGGUUCUGAAGCUCGUCAAAUGGAGCCUCACCUGUCAAGAGACAUCUCCGGUGCGCUCUGGUGUCCUGAAACUGGGAUCAUUGACUCCCAUGCGUUGAUGGAGAGUCUGGAAAGAGAUAUCAUCGACUCUGACGGGGCUGACCUUGUCUAUUCCACCAAAGUGGUUCGCCUGGACCCAUUCAAAGACAAACCUACAAUUGAUGGUGCGAAACGGGGCUGGGUGAUUCAAACCGUAACAGGCGACGAAAUUGGCUCUAUUUACACCAAGUCAGUCAUUAAUGCGAUGGGCCUAUCUGCACCUUUACUGGUGAAUUCGCUCCUGCCGGAGUCAAAGCGCUUGCCUCUGUAUUACGCGCGAGGGUCGUAUGCAAAGUACCGCGGUCGGAGCGUAUCAGGCAUCUCCCACCUCAUAUACCCCUGUCCAGACAACCAAAGCCACGGAUUCCAGUCUCUCGGGACUCAUCUUACGCUCGACUUGCAAGGCGAAGUCCGCUUUGGACCUGAUUUGCAAUGGAUUUCGCCGAAGAAUAACGACGAUAGUGACUUUUGGAAAAAGUAUUUGGUCGCAGACAACUCCCGAUUGGAAGAGAUGCACCAAGCGGUUACCAAAUACUUGCCCAGUGUCGAGUUGGAAGGGCUCCAGCCAGAUUAUGUGGGGAUACGGCCAAAGUUGGUUGGUCCUGGGGGUGGCUUUCAAGAUUUUAUUUUUCGGACCGAUUUCCCUGACAAAGAAGUGGAAGAAAGCGCAAAGAGGCCAUUCAUCAGUCUUCUAGGGAUCGAGAGCCCCGGUCUCACGUCCGCCUUGGGAAUAGCUGAGCAUGUCGUAUCUAACAUGCUUGGGGAGCAAUAG
Mycena indigotica is the source of this 1302-nucleotide messenger RNA. Its product is annotated as Delta-9 fatty acid desaturase protein. The record is from RefSeq and is a predicted model, not a curated record. Gene Ontology annotation, cellular component: mitochondrion. The coding region runs from base 1 to 1302 and encodes 433 amino acids. Gene Ontology annotation, molecular function: (S)-2-hydroxy-acid oxidase activity; (S)-2-hydroxyglutarate dehydrogenase activity. The transcript is spliced from 4 exons. NCBI's taxonomy places the organism in Eukaryota, Fungi, Basidiomycota, Agaricomycetes, Agaricales, Mycenaceae.